This is a messenger RNA of Bicyclus anynana (squinting bush brown), 1365 nucleotides long. Its product is annotated as acyl-CoA Delta(11) desaturase-like. Lineage: Eukaryota; Metazoa; Arthropoda; Insecta; Lepidoptera; Nymphalidae. The transcript has 5 exons. Gene Ontology annotation, cellular component: endoplasmic reticulum membrane. The record is from RefSeq and is a predicted model, not a curated record. The coding region runs from base 376 to 1365 and encodes 329 amino acids. Gene Ontology annotation, biological process: unsaturated fatty acid biosynthetic process. Gene Ontology annotation, molecular function: stearoyl-CoA 9-desaturase activity; iron ion binding.
AAUAGGUAGGUACCUACAAAAAAACUUCGCUAGUGUUUUAUUAAGUGGAGAAGAUUCACUCUUGUAAAGCGUCCUCUUGGCCUUUAUAAUCGGUAUUUUAUUUUAAUAUAAUUGUCAUUUGUCACCAGGUAAGUACUAAACCCUAAAUCGAUGCGAUAAUGAUAAAUAAUGAGUAGAGGUCAAGAUUUUAGCCACUUUUUAACCGACUUCAAAAAAAGAAGAGGUUUUCAUUUAAACUUUUAAAUUAUUACGAUCAAAUUAGAUUUUAAAAAAUCCUUCAUACAAUGACUACAAAAUAACACUUAAACUUUUAACAUUUUCAGAAUAAACACUAAUUUCGGUGAUCGCAUGUCUAACUAUCCAAAUUGACUACAAAUGACUGUGGAAAACAUAAAACCAUUUUCUACCGUCGCUGAAAUCUUUCAAAAAUUUGAAAAAUGUUUGGGUUUUCAAAAUCGGAUAAAAUGGUCAACUGCAAUUGGUAUUAUCCUAUAUCAUGUAGUCGGUCUUUACUGGUGUUACCAUUACUCAUUUCCAGUAAAAUUGUCAACUAUAAUUUUUGCUGCACUCGCAUUUCUUUACACUGGACUUGGAAUCACAAGCGGAGCUCACCGUUUGUGGACACACAAAGCGUACAAAGCAAAAUUACCUAUGAAACUAAUCCUUCUCUUGGGGUUCACUGCAAGCGGUCAAAAUUCCUUAUACCAAUGGGUGCGUGACCAUCGCGUUCACCACAAGUACAGCGACACGGACGCAGAUCCGCACAACGCCAACCGCGGCCUGUUCUUCUCGCACAUCGGAUGGUUGAUGCUGAAGAAGAACGACCAAGUACUCAACGCCGGGAAACUCAUCGACAUGUCUGACAUUACUGACGACCCGUUACUCAGAUAUUUUAACAAAAAUUUCAUCUGUCUAAAAAUACUGUGUUGCUACAUCAUACCGUUCGUUAUUAAUGUUCAUUUGUUGGGGGAGACUUGGCAAUGUGUGGUAGCGUGGCAGUUCUUCCUCCGCUUCCUCAUCACGUUCCACAGCGAGCUGACAGUCAACAGUCUCGCACACUUUUACGGAUACAGGCCUUAUGACAAAAAUAUCGCACCCAAACAGAAUCGUUUUUCAUCAAUCUGCACAUUUGGGGAGGGAUGGCACAACUAUCAUCACGUGUUCCCCUAUGACUACAGGGCGGCUGAGCACUUCGAUGUCUUUAAUUGGGGUACAGCGUGUAUCCGUUUCUUCUAUACAAUUGGCUGGGCUUACGAUCUGCGUGAAGCUACUCCUGAGAUGAUCAAUUCAGUUGCAGAUAGGCUAGGAGAUGGGACACCAGUAUACUGUUCGAUAAAGAAAUCAGUAAUCCAAAAUAACGAAUAA